GCAUAACAAGAGAAAGAGGAGAUCGGUAACAUGUCUGAUUGGGGACCAGUUUUUGUCGCGGUGACCCUUUUCGUGUUGCUUACUCCAGGGCUGCUGAUUCAGAUUCCAGGGGGAAACCGAGUUGUUGAGUUUGGAACAUUUCAGACAAGUGGUGUUUCGGUUAUUGUCCAUACCCUAGUCUACUUCACUCUUGUUUGUAUUCUCUUGAUUGCUAUCCAAGUUCACAUGUAUAUCGCCUAGUCUAAUAAAAUUUUAAAAACAACCUCUCCAUUUUCUGUACUGGUUUAUUUUAGAAAUUUAUUUCACUUCAAUUGCGUGUAAAUCGCUAUUUUGUUUGGUAUAAGUAAACAAAGUGGUCUCGAAGCUACUAAAAUUUUAUUUCACUUGAC
Eruca vesicaria subsp. sativa (arugula) is the source of this 389-nucleotide messenger RNA. The record is from the annotation of a GenBank genome assembly. Lineage: Eukaryota; Viridiplantae; Streptophyta; Magnoliopsida; Brassicales; Brassicaceae.